Molecule: messenger RNA, 1470 nt
Organism: Nerophis lumbriciformis (worm pipefish)
Lineage: Eukaryota; Metazoa; Chordata; Actinopteri; Syngnathiformes; Syngnathidae
Source: RefSeq, a predicted model, not a curated record
AUGGAGAACGUUACAAUAUUCGACUCACCUGGAAAGGGGAGGGGUCUGAAGGCCAGUAAGGAAUUUUGGGCUGGUGAUGUCAUCUUUUCAGAGUCCAGCUUCGCAGCUGUUGUAUUUGACAGUCUUGCAGAGCGCAUCUGCCACAGCUGUUUCCGCAGACAAGACAAGCUGCAGCGAUGUGGCCAGUGCAAAUUUUCUCACUACUGUGACCGCACUUGCCAACGGGCCGGCUGGGCUGAACACAAGCAAGAAUGUGCUGCCAUCAAAAACUAUGGCAAAGUACCCAAUGAGAGCAUUCGCUUGGUGGCUCGCAUUAUGUGGCGUCUGGACAAGGAGGGUGGCGUAGUGUCUGACACGCAGCUGACAACGCUGGACCAGCUAGAGGACCACAUUGAAGACAUGCAAGAGGAAGAGUUGAAGGAGUUCAAAGUGGACAUCCACAACUUCUUGGACUACUGGCCUCGCAACAGCAAACAGCAUACCAGCGAGGUCAUCUCGCACAUAUUUGGACUGAUUAACUGUAAUGGCUUCACUGUGAGCGACCAGCGGGGUCUGCAGGCAGUUGGGGUGGGUCUGUUCCCUAAUCUGUGUCUGGUCAAUCACGAUUGCUGGCCCAACUGCACUGUCAUCCUCAACCAUGGAAAUCAGUCAGCUGUGAAUACUUUGUAUCAUUCUCAACGGAGGAUCGAGCUGCGUUCUUUGGGUAAGAUCACAGAGGGCGAGGAGCUGACUGUCUCCUACGUGGACUUCCUCAAUGUGUCAGAGGAGAGACGGAGGUUGCUGAAAACCCAGUACUUUUUUGAUUGUACAUGCCAACACUGCAAGGAGCACAUCAAGGAUGACCUGAAGAUGGGAGGCAGGGAACAGGAUGGCGUCAAGCCGACAAAGGAGCAAGUGAAAGAAUCAACAGAUUACUGUUUUCAGGAGCUGGACAAAAUGGAACAGGCCAGAUUAAAGGGCGACUACCAUGAGGUGGUGAAGAUUUGCAGGGAAUGCAUAGAGAAAACAGAGCCCGUGUUGGCUGACACUCACAUUUACCUCCUGAGGAUGUGGAGCACUAUGAGCGAGGUUCAGGCUUACCUGCAGUACUUUGAAGAUGCUGCCGAAUAUGCCCGCAAAAUGGUGGAGGGCUACAUGAAGCUGUACAACCCCAACAACCCCACUUUGGGGAUGGCGGCCAUGCGAGCCGGAGUCACGCACUGGCAAGCCGGCCUGAUCGAGGUCGGCCAUGGGAUGAUCUGCAAGGCCUAUGCCAUUCUCAUGAUCACGCACGGCCCCACCCAUCCCAUAACCAAGGACUUGGAGUCAAUGCGCGUGCAGACAGAGAUGGAGUUGAGGAUGUUCAAGCAGAAUGAGUACGUCUACCACAGUAUGAGAGAGGCAGCCCUCAAGAACAGACCCAUGACCAUGAUGCAUGAACCCAAGUCCGUAGAGGAAGGAAUCAAAAAUCUCUUCCACAAAAGGAAAUAA